CAGACGCCCGCUCUCUUCCGGCCAUCCCUCUUUCGUUCCCACCUCUGCCACGUGCGGGCUCGGUUGUACACGAUAACGGAGAACUAUAAUCUUGACCUCUACUGUUUUACUGUUAGUCAACAGAGGUUCAAUAUCGACGCCCAGACUCUUGACUUGGAAAAACUGUAAUUCGACCCUACGAUUUCGUGAAAAUUCACUUGAGAUUUUACUCCGAUUUGCGACAAUUCAAUCUGGCAAUCAAUUGAUUUGAACCGAACGAAAAAAAAAACCAGUCCGAGAAGAAGCUUCCCCGGGAGGGGGGACGCGUGAAUGAGAAGCGCAAAUUCCACGUGUUCCUUUUUGUGCCCCGAGAUAAAAUAAAAUCCAUUCUCGGCAAGGCGCGUCAGACGAUAAUUACCGCGCAGAGGAUUAUAAUUAUUAUGCGGACAGAAAUAUCUUGGAAGAGACAAAGGGGUUGUACCGGCGCUGUGCUCCCCCACCGCGACCACCUUGAACGCCCGGCGCGAGUGACGUGACGGCUCGAUCGGCGCGGCGCGGCUUCGCCUUAGUCGCGUGCCGGUGGCCCGUCGCGAGUCAACGCAGUUGCUUACGCGCGUAAGUCGGCUCCGGGCCCCGACACCCGCGGUGGUCCCGUGCGACACGCGUGAUUCGCAUCGCGAUUCCGCCUUUAUUAAUCCGCUCGCGAAACGCCGACCGUCGUUAUCGCGAUCCUAAUGGAUUAGUGGCGUUACACCUUGGAAGGAAAGGAGGGAAUUUCUUUACGAGUUCGAAUCGGGCGCCCGAGAUCGAACAGCGAUCUUCCCCCGCGAAGAGACUGGCGGAUCGGAAUUAUCCUGGAAAAGGCGGACUUGAGCGGUACCAGUUUAAUAUAUCGGAGUAUUUUGUGGGAAAAAGUGUGAGAGACGCCCUGCUAAUUCCAAUGUAAGUGGAGAUUCUUGUGGAUCGAAGAACGGAGUUAUCUAUCGCGGCGUCGAUCGUAAUCGGUUUAUCGUCGAAAGAUCUCGAGCUUUGAGAAACCGAUUUCAAGUAUAUCGGUAAUAAUUGGCGAGUUUUAUCAAGCUUGACAAAUAUUUACCGAGAACAUUGGGGCGAUCGAUUGUCGAAGUAAUCGCAACUUGUGUCAAGGAAAUGCAUCACUAAGUUUUGUGAGAACAGUGAAGUGUUGGAAACAAUAUGAACAAGGCUUUUCUGAUUCUAUGCCAAAACUCCGAAUAAUAAACGCGAAUUGUACAGAAUUGACGACGUGGGACUUUAUGAAACCCGAGUGCCAGUUUUUUCGAGCAUUUUGUGUAAACGGUGAUCGAGAAUAGAUAUUCGACGAUCCUACGUGGACAAGAAAUCGUUAGUUCGAAAAAGAAAACAUAAACGGUUAUUGAACUUGGUACUUCGUGAACAUUCGCGAUAUUUGAGCCUCGUGAAAUUCGACUUGAAAGAAUCGCCGAUUCUGCAAGUCUGAAGAAGAAUAUUGUGGAAACUAUUUUCUCGGAUAAGAAAUAUUUAUCGAGUUCACAAAAAUACCAUCGACUAGAAACGUUCCUGGAAAGGCAACCUGGAAUGCGUGAUAUGUAGCUGGUAUAAAAUAAGUUGCACAUGAAAAAUCUACAAGAAUUAUAUUCGUAAAAUUGUUCGAACGGAAAUUAAAUUCUCUGAACAAAGACAUUAAAAUCGACAAGUCGCAAGUUCUAAAUAUAUUAUACAUGCGUAAUGGAAAAUAAUUUCCGUCUGUGAUUCAAAGCGUUUAAAAAGAGCGCGUUAACCUGUAAUAUAAAAAACAAUAAAAUAAAAUAAAAAUAGAAUACAUAAUAGAGAAAUUAAUAGCGGAGAAGGAACAGACGGAAGAAACGAUAGAAGAAAAUUUUUGUGAUGCGACAUAAUUAAUUACGGAAAACUAGCCGAGACCCUGGUCUCGCACUUUGAAGAACCGAGCGAAGCGAUGAAAAUCCAAUCUCGAUAUUCCAAAGUAUGAGACGGGAUAAAAGCGAAGCGUAGUUGCGAUAUACCGCGGGACGUUUCAGUAAUUGAUCGAUCUGUAGAUCAUGGCGCCAGCAAACAAUCUCGAUUGGUCGGAGCCGUGUCAGCAGUGGCGAUACCCAAAAUUCUGUCCGACAGCGACCGGGCAGAAAACCGAACGUCCUAAGAGCGCCGUGGAACUGGGUGGCAAAGAGGCCAACACUGCCUAUAAAAAGUUCUGCAAGUUCUUGCGCCGACUAGGCAACAAGAAACGCAAAGAUGGCAGCAAGGUAACGACCGUGGUGGCGACUCCCGGUGCUGGCCCGGAUCGUCCUCAGGAGGUCGCGUACACCGAUACCAAGGUCAUCGGCAAUGGCAGCUUCGGAGUGGUAUAUCAGGCGAAACUCUGCGAUUCGGGAGAGAUGGUUGCUAUCAAGAAGGUUCUCCAGGAUAAGCGAUUUAAGAACAGGGAAUUACAAAUCAUGCGACGCCUUGAGCACUGCAACAUUGUGAAACUCAAAUACUUCUUUUAUUCUAGUGGUGAUAAGAAGGACGAGGUUUACCUUAAUCUAGUCCUCGAAUACAUACCCGAAACUGUGUACAAAGUCGCUCGACAUUAUAGCAAAAGCAAGCAGACGAUACCAAUCAGUUUCAUCAAGUUAUAUAUGUAUCAACUGUUCCGUUCGUUGGCGUACAUCCACUCGCUGGGCAUCUGUCACAGGGAUAUCAAGCCACAGAAUUUGCUUCUAGAUCCGGAUACUGGUGUUUUGAAACUAUGUGAUUUUGGUUCAGCUAAACAUCUUGUGAAAGGCGAACCAAAUGUAUCCUAUAUCUGCAGUCGCUACUAUCGCGCACCUGAACUCAUCUUUGGUGCUAUUGACUACACUACGAAGAUUGAUGUUUGGAGUGCAGGUUGCGUGCUAGCGGAACUGCUGCUAGGUCAACCGAUAUUUCCUGGCGAUAGCGGUGUCGAUCAGCUGGUAGAGAUUAUCAAAGUCCUCGGUACGCCUACGCGCGAUCAGAUACGUGAGAUGAACCCCAACUAUACCGAAUUCAAAUUUCCACAAAUUAAGUCACAUCCUUGGCAAAAGGUAUUCAGGGCGCGCACCCCGCCAGAAGCGAUGGACCUAGUGGCACGGCUGUUGGAGUACACGCCGUCGCUGCGCAUGACGCCGCUGCAAGCGUGCGCGCACUCGUUCUUCAAUGAGUUACGCGAGCAGGGCACGCGGUUGCCAAGCGGCCGUGAACUGCCGCCGCUCUUCAACUUCACCGAGCACGAGCUGCGGAUCCAGCCGAUCCUCAACAGCAUGCUGAUACCCAAGUACAUGCAAUCGGCCGCCGCCACCACCGGUACGGAGGGGAAUCCCGGCGGGGGCGGCGGAGGCGGAGGUGGCGGCCAGUCGGACGCCACGGGCGCCGCUGCCAGUGCUAGCGGUAACUCUAGUGAUAAUAGCGCCAGCAAUCCCAACACCACCACUAACACCACCGCUACAAACACGCAAAACACUGACCCCAGCCAAUCGAACAUGGCUUGAGCCGCUUUACUCUAUCUUCUACUUUUCCUUUCCUCUUUAACGUUAUUAAACAGUUGGGUUAUGACGUUGUUACGGUGGCAUGACGAAGCAACCAUCUUCUGACGAGGAUGUCCACGUUGUAAAUGCGACACGCCGCAUUGCGGAAUACAUAGAUAAUAAGAUUUUCAUCUUCUCUUUAGCGAGAAGUAGAGUAGUGCAGCGACGCGAUUCGGCGGAAUUAAGGCUCCUCGCUCGUCUCUGUAGGCAUGUUGUACCCAGGGGUCCUGACUCGCUUCGUUUCAACGAAAGUUUUAUUAAUUCGUAAUUUCCAGAGGAUUCAGGCAGAUCCCGACACUGACAACUUAACACUUCCACUUUUCGCUGAUUUUUUCAUUGCUAGCUGUUUAACUUAUCAAACGAAAUAUGUUGUCUGCCAAUCUACAUAGUGCAUCUACAGUUUCGUUAAUUAGAUAGCCAGGAUUCUAUCUCGAGCAUUGUCUACUUUUGCAUCCUUGGUUCCUUAUCUUUUUUAACGGCAAAGUAGCUAUUCCCCUUUCUACGGAACAGGAGUAUAAACAGACAAAUUUCGAAAUAGAACAAUGUUAUCUAGUUUGCGGAGCUGUAAUCACAUUUUUCAGAUUCAUAAGGACGUUCCUGGAAAAACUGUAAAGCAAUCGUUAACGACAGAACGUACAGGGAAGAUAAUAAUUUUACAGUUGCAUGGGAUAUAGAGAAAUGUAUAUAGAUAUUUAUGCAUAAAUGUAACACGUUUAAACUGCGCGUUCCGAAUAACUGCAUACACACACUCGCACAGUUGACAAUGAUAAAGAAAGCCUUCAGAUUUCUUCUUUGUCCAAAAACAAAGAGAUGAGGUGGAGGUCGUUAUAUCUAAGCUGAUAUAAAAUCAACGAAGAUAAGAACAGACCGGAAAAAGCAUUUCGUGCUCUUUCUUCAACAUCUUUACACGGCUAGACAGAGAACGCGCAAUUUUUAUUUUUGUUACAUGCGUAGAUAUCCAGUAUACGACGUUUCACAUCUCUUUACAUGACCCAGUUCGCUGUUUUUGGAAGCAGCGCUAAAAUUCAUCUCUUUCCAGGAAAGGAGUUCGGACCCGACAUGAGCGUACAAUAUCGAAAGCAUUUUACACAUUAAAGUAGAAUACCAUUUUUUAUGUUACAACAUGUAUUUAAUAGAAUAGGUGCACGAAACACACCAAGAAUUCGUCGCUUUGAUAAAUAUCUCUUGAAGGUCAAUAUUCAAUAUAAAAAUUCAGUUCUGCUGAAGACACACGGAAAUCAUCAUGACAUAUUAAUUUCUUCGUAAAGAUAUAGUCUCGGAAUUUGUGUUCACAAAUUUCUCCUAUCAGCUACGACUUGUGACAUGCGAUUAGCUAAUUUACUUUAAUGUGUGCAUGCGUGAGAAACAAAUUUUGACAUUCUCUAUUUCUCACAUUAUAAACCUAUCAGGAGUCUUAAUUACGCCUCGUUGUUGUCGAAUCGAAUUCAGUGUAUAUAUAUGUGUAGGAAUUUGACCCCUUUUAAUUUUAAAUGCCGCUAAAUGCGUUUACUCUAAUUAAAGAUAAACUAAGAGGAUGUAUAAUCUAAUGCGUUUAGCGUAAUGUCGUUUGCGUCGCCAUCAUUUUAUGUUUUAAGACAAACUGCGGAACCGAAGCUCGACAAAAAAAAUGACAAUUUGAGAAGAAUGUGAUUGCUGAUGACAGUUGAAGGAUGCUACGUUGUCUUUUUGUAGACUAGACCGGCGCAAUUUGACAGCGAAUGCUUAAUUAUACGCUAUGUAUAUAUAAAAACUAAAAUCCUUCUUUAACACAUUGCCCGCUGUAUUAUACGCGUCGUUUAUAUGUGAAUGACACUCUUUGUUCCUGUCAUUUAAAUACGAAUAACAUCAAAUUUUCGUAACCAACGUGCAAUGAAGUUCUACGACAAGAAAGUGAGUUAUAAAAAAGAAUCAGAUUUAGUUCUAAAAAGUUUCCUCGAAUAUAUUCAUAUAUUAUAAGUCAUUCAUAUAAGUGACGUGGUCAAUGUGUUAAUUGAUAACGUUUACAUGCGCGAUCCUUAUUGAGUUAAACUACAGUCGAAUGCGCUUUUAAUAUGAAUUCACCAAGAUCAAACGAAUUUGUUUUUACACUUUUCCUUCUAUUUCUAAUUGGAGUUUAGUAACAUAUGUAUAUUGAAAAUGUGUUCUUUCCUACUUGCUUUCUGAAUCUAAUAUAAUCAUUCAAUCACAUAGCAAAUAAAUACGUAUGAUUAGUGGGAAAGUUACAUGGCAAAGAAAAUUCUGUUUAAAAAACAUUUAGCUAGUUUAUGGUGGGAGUUGAUUAUAUUCGACUGUAAUCAUAUUAUGACUGGGCACUUCUAGACAAUGUUCAAUAUCUGCAAAAUUACCUUGAAAAGUACAUGCUUGUUGAAAGAAAACCAUCGUACUGUUAAUGCAUAAUUUGGCAGCAAAAACAAAUUACUUUAUUGCUGAAUUGACUUAAAUGUACAUACUAAAUGUACAUAUAACUAGUUCCUCUUUAACCGAUAAUCGCUAAGCACGAUUUGAAUUGAAAACAAACUGAAACAAUGUGUAAUCAAAUGUCUAGUAAUUUAUUAAUGCAUCGCAAAUUGAAAAACACAUUGAUUGGAAAAAGAUUAUCGUGCUGUCGACAUAAUUUAGCAUAUACACACACAUAUAUAUAUAUAGGAAUCGUUCCUUCUUUAACAACUGAUAAUUGCUAAACGCGUCUCUAGUUGAACGAAAAUUCAAGAUAAAUAUGUAAUUUAGCAUCUAAUAUCAAUUUAUCGAAUGCGAUGGCUGAAUCAAAACCGGUAUAAUUUUACAUUUGAACUUAAAAUUCAACAAUCAUUACCCCAGUGAUAAAUGAUUCGUCGAUCGAUGUCGAAUCGACAUCUACACCUUCGAAUUGAUGUCGAAUCAAUGUCGAUUUGACGCCGUUUUGACAUCGUUCGAUGAGUCAUUUCUCGUUGGGUACAUUUGUAUAUGUGAAUAAAUAGAAUAAUACUUUGUUUCUUAAUAUCAUUUCUGUUGGAAAAUUAUACUCUACAGAAUUAUAUCGGUUUCAAAUUAUAUACGGAUUGGUUUGGAAGAAGGCAAAAGUAGAAAUAAACUGUUCUCUGUCACAUUUUCGAUUCGUAAUAUGAGUUUCAGUAAGGCGUACUCGUAUUUCCUCGAGAUUUCAGUCAAUCUGCAGAUAUCGCAUACUAUAGAAUGAUAUAACAAUGAAUAUGGAUACCGAGCGAUAAUAUCAAUAAUUAAUGUCUGCAUUUCAUCUCGAUUAAUGUCAUCUUGUAGACAAAUAAUCAUGGAAAGGAUACUCUUUAUUUUGUGUUCAGAUUUCGAACGGAAUUCUUCCGUUCUUACUGAUAAAUGCUGAAAGAUACUUGAAAUAUAAGAAUAUUCUUCAAUGUCGCCAGCAGCAAUUAACAACGUCGGUGUUUUCUUGACCAUAU
Vollenhovia emeryi is the source of this 6934-nucleotide messenger RNA. Its product is annotated as glycogen synthase kinase-3 beta. The record is from RefSeq and is a predicted model, not a curated record. Gene Ontology annotation, cellular component: cytosol; cytoplasm; axon. Bases 2037 to 3485 code for a protein of 482 amino acids. The transcript is spliced from 7 exons. Gene Ontology annotation, molecular function: protein serine/threonine kinase activity; ATP binding. NCBI's taxonomy places the organism in Eukaryota, Metazoa, Arthropoda, Insecta, Hymenoptera, Formicidae. Gene Ontology annotation, biological process: negative regulation of canonical Wnt signaling pathway; signal transduction; protein phosphorylation.